AGUCUAAACCCUAAGGUCUUUAGGUUACGUACAUCGUCGACAUUCUACAACAUUCUACAAUAACAAACUGGACAGUUGUCAGUUGCAUGUCAGUGGAAUAACAAUUACACAAAAAAACCACAAAUUAUUAUAAUUAAUAUAAUAUAAACUAUAGUUAAAUAAAUAAAUUUUUAAAAAAUGACUGAAGAAAAAUCUGUCAGUAAAGAAUACAAACUUGAUCCAGAUUGUGAAUUACGUUUUGAGAUUGAGAGUAAAAAUGAAAAGACUGUUGUAGAACUAAAAGCUGGACAAGCCGAGGUUUUUGGUACAGAAUUAGUAAAAGGUAAAAAAUAUGAAUUUGGAUCUGGUGCUAAAAUAGCUGUAUAUUCAUGGCAAGGUUGUACACUUGAUUUAAUUGGUAAACCAGAUGUUAUAUAUAUUGCAAAAGAAACACCAAUGAGUAUAUAUUUAAAUGUACAUGCAGCAAUGGAAAGAAUGCGUGAAGCUGCUGAAAAAUCAAAUGAUGUUAAGGGUCCAAUAACAAUGGUUGUUGGUCCAAAUGAUGUUGGUAAAUCAACAUUAAGUAGAAUAUUAUUAAAUUAUGCUGUACGAAUUGGACGACGUCCAAUAUUUGUUGAUCUUGAUGUUGGACAAGGACAAAUAGCAAUACCAGGAACAAUGAGUGCAUUACUUGUUGAAAGACCAUCAAAUAUUGUUGAAGGUUUUAGUCAACAAGCACCACUUGUAUUUCAUUAUGGUCAAAAAACACCAAGUGCAAAUACAACAUUAUAUAAUUUACUUGUAUCACGUUUAGCUGAAGUAUGUUCUGAACGUUUACAAGGUAAUAAAAAAGCACGUGCAUCUGGUAUUAUUAUAAAUACAUGUGGUUGGAUAAAUGGUGAAGGUUAUAAAUUAUUAACACAUGCUGCACAAGCACUUGAAGUUGAUGCAAUACUUGUACUUGAUCAAGAAAGAUUAUAUAAUGAACUUGUUAGAGAUAUGCCAGAAUUUGUUAAAGUUGUAUUUUUACCAAAAAGUGGUGGUGUUGUAUCAAGAAGUCAACAAUUUAGAAUUGAAUCAAGAGAUCAAAAAGUUAGAGAAUAUUUUUAUGGUAUUAAAACACCAUUAUAUCCACAUAAUAUUGAUAUUAAAUGGUCUGAUGCUAAAAUAUAUAAAAUUGGUGCACCUGUAUUACCAGCAUCAUGUAUGCCACUUGGUAUGAAAGCUGAAGAUAAUUUAACAAAACUUGUUGCUGUUACACCAGGACCAAAUUUAUUACAUCAUUUAUUAUCAGUAUCAUUUGCUGAUUCACCAGAGGAUGAUGUUGUCCAAACAAAUGUUGCUGGAUUUGUAUGCGUGACCAAAGUUGAUGUUGAUAAGCAAACAAUAACUGUUUUAAGUCCACAACCAAAAUUAUUACCCAACUCAGUUUUACUUUUAUCGGAUAUCCAAUUUAUGGAUAGCAAUUGAUGAUUAAUUUUUAAUUUUUAAUUUUAUUUUUAAAAAUCAUUGUAUAUAUUAUUGUAAUUUUUAAUUAUUGUAUUUUACUGAAAAAUAUAUUUUUUGCUUUUUUUAUCUCAAA
Messenger RNA from Aphidius gifuensis, 1561 nucleotides. RefSeq names its product protein CLP1 homolog. The record is from RefSeq and is a predicted model, not a curated record. Bases 178 to 1449 code for a protein of 423 amino acids. NCBI's taxonomy places the organism in Eukaryota, Metazoa, Arthropoda, Insecta, Hymenoptera, Braconidae. Gene Ontology annotation, biological process: tRNA splicing, via endonucleolytic cleavage and ligation. Gene Ontology annotation, molecular function: polynucleotide 5'-hydroxyl-kinase activity. Gene Ontology annotation, cellular component: nucleus; mRNA cleavage factor complex. The transcript is spliced from 3 exons.